AUGUCUAAGUUCCAAGACUUUGAGGACGAGUUUUCCGCCAUCAAACAAUGUAGCGUCAAGGACCUAGAUUCAGAUCCAUUCAUAAAACAGUUGAACGGGCAGAAAGGUCUGACUCGUGACCGCUCUAUACAACGUGACAAAGAACGUUUAAACUACACAUUCAACAUUAGACAGAGCGAUCCGGGUCUCAAACACAAACUCGAUUCAUUACCAAACAGCGAGCCAGAAACACAUAAGAGGCAGCGACGCACCUCGCAUGCAAAUUCAGAAGGGUCUGAGAACGUCCACCUAAGUGAGACAAAUGAUACCACAGACGUUAAGCUCGAAGAAAUCGAGACGACUGUUACUUUAGAAGAACACACAGAUUUUCCAAUCGUUUCUUCUCAGGAUCGUAUUGACCUGAACCGUAAUACACAGGGCCCAGGUCAUUCCGUUGUCAAAAACGUCACAGAGCUGUCUUCGAAUCUAAGAGUGCCCAAGAAUCUUGACACUCCAGAGAAUGUCACUGAUGAGAUUGGAAUUGCUUUAGUUGAUAAGCCACAAGAGAAAAUACUACUCGUGGACACAAGUGAGAAUCUACUAGAGGAACCUAGUUUAGCCGUAUCUGCAAAUGAUGUCACGCUCAUGAAAAAUACAAUACUACUGCAGCUUGCGUCACCAUCCAUCCCUAAUAUCGACGACAGUCUACUUCUGACUCCAUCCAAAGAACUUCGCUCUGUUCUAUCACGUACAGUUGAGGAUGGCGAGAGCCAUAUGGUCCUCUUGAUCGGCCCUCAUGGACUGGGGAAAACGGUUGUCAUUAAUGAUGCCCUCGGGAGUUUGAAGGCUGCAGAAAACGAGAAAUUUAUCACAAUAAAGCUAUCAGGGUCACUCCAGCUGACAGAACAGCAUGCUGUUCGUGAGAUUGCUCGUCAACUCGACGCGGAAUUGAAAAACUCCACAGAAAAUUCUGAAGCAACGACAUUUGAGCAACGUGCCAUUAGUGACACGUUUGCAAAUAUCUUACGCACUUUAGAGGCCUCCGUUGAUUCCAAAAAACUGAGUUACGGAAAAGCUGACCUGCCAAUAAGAGUCAUAUUCGUGAUUGACGAAGUUGAAAAGUACACAGACACACCAAAACAGAUGCUUCUCUACAAUCUAUUCGAACUCACUCAAAACCCGAAGGUGCCAAUUUGUGUUGUAGGAGUUACAGCAAAAAUCAACAUCAGGGACCUUUUUGAAAAGAGAGUUCGCAGUCGAUUUAGUCAACGAAUUAUCACCACCCACCUUGCCUCAACUCUCGAGGAUUACUGGUCUAAUGCCUCCAAAGUUCUCAAGGUAGACAGCAGCAUGUUCGAGAAAUUUGAAGCGCCCCAAUAUCCACGGCUUUGGAACGAUCGCAUUGAACAACUUUACCACAGAUCAACGGGACUUAAAAGUCUUGUAUUCAAAAGCUAUUUUGCCACAAAAAGCAUGAGUCAAUUCAAACAAGCCAGCAUGUUACCUGUCAGUGAAAUCACAGAAGCCAAUUACACUGUUAAUGCUGACGAUUUCGGGAUAUAUUCACGAAAUGCUAUUGACGGAGUAGAGGCAAAAAUCGCAUCCUGCUCGCUGCUUGAAUUAAUGAUGGUCAUUGCUGCGGCCAGAUAUACACACAGAUCUGAAAAUAAUCAGGUCAAUUUCAAUUUAGCAUAUAACGAGUAUGUGCAAAUGCUUAAAGCCUUCAACACAGAAGCAACGACUCUCUCAGUGAGUGGAUCGAAUCCCAAUGCAUCCCACAUAGAUAGUUUGGUAUUAGCAGGUAUUAAGGUAACAAGGGCUGUGACUUCUGCACGGAUUAUGCGAGAUCCUUGGGGGCGUUUGUUUACUAUGGGACUUUUGUUUGAUGCAUUGACUACAAGUAACGAGGUGAACGCACACAACAAUCUUAACAUGUAUAAAGAGAUCGUAUUGGAAGACGCGAGGAUGCUACAACUAGAUGUAUCGCUUGAAGAAAUUCGGAAUCUUCUCAGUGGUGAUUCAUUCAUGGAAAGACUCACGAAGAUCUAG
This is a messenger RNA of Australozyma saopauloensis, 2028 nucleotides long. It is a transcript of the gene ORC4, whose product is annotated as origin recognition complex subunit 4. The record is from RefSeq and is a predicted model, not a curated record. Lineage: Eukaryota; Fungi; Ascomycota; Pichiomycetes; Serinales; Metschnikowiaceae. The transcript has a single exon. Gene Ontology annotation, biological process: DNA replication initiation; DNA replication. Bases 1 to 2028 code for a protein of 675 amino acids. Gene Ontology annotation, molecular function: DNA replication origin binding; ATP hydrolysis activity. Gene Ontology annotation, cellular component: nucleus; nuclear origin of replication recognition complex.